Amorphotheca resinae ATCC 22711 is the source of this 1596-nucleotide messenger RNA. RefSeq lists its product as hypothetical. Lineage: Eukaryota; Fungi; Ascomycota; Leotiomycetes; Helotiales; Amorphothecaceae. Gene Ontology annotation, biological process: amino acid transmembrane transport. The coding region runs from base 1 to 1596 and encodes 531 amino acids. Gene Ontology annotation, cellular component: vacuolar membrane. The record is from RefSeq and is a predicted model, not a curated record. The transcript has 5 exons. Gene Ontology annotation, molecular function: amino acid transmembrane transporter activity.
AUGGCGUUAGAAAAGGACCAUGCGUCGCUGGAUUUCGCAAACAACAAUGACCUUGACUCUAAAGAACCUGCCGGCCUGGGGAGCGACCCUAAUCUCGACACCGAGAGAGCCACGAGGGGUAGAUUUGGGACGAGCAACAGGGCCGCCGGUGCUAGAAUCGCCCCCGUAUUGCCCCAUCUGAGAGGAUACGACUUCGGGAGCGAUGAUUCCGGCUCGGAUAUCUUGGGGAAGCAGAUUGAAUUGGAGGCCGGAAAUGCCAUUCAAUACAGAACCUGCAGUUGGCCAAAGACAGCCGCUCUACUCUUCUCGGAGUACAUUUGCUUGGCUAUCAUGUCUUUCCCCUACUCCUAUUCGGUCCUUGGUCUCGUCCCAGGUAUCAUCAUGACGGUUGUCAUUGCUGCACUGGUUCUAUAUACGUCUUUGGUCGUCUGGGAAUUCUGUCUUCGACACCCUGAAGUCAGAGAUGUGUGUGAUAUUGGGCAGAUGCUUUUCUGGGGGAAAACGUGGGCGUGGUAUCUCACUGCUAUCAUGUUUGUCUUGAACAACACCUUCAUCCAGGGUCUACACGUUCUAGUAAGCGCCAAGUACCUCAACACAAUCAGUAAUCACAGUCAAUGCACUAUCGUCUUUGCCGUCAUUGCUGCGAUUAUUUGCUGGGUUUUCUCACUUCCAAGGACGUUUAGUGCUCUCUCCAAACUUGGAACUGGAUCCGCGUUCUUCACAUUCAUCUCCGUCCUGUUGGCUGCCAUCUUUGCCGGGAUCGAAGCCCACCCCGCCGGCUACAAUCCCGACCCUAAUUAUGUCGACCCUGUGACUGGAAUCCAUGGUGGUGAGCCGAUUGUGACCGCAGUUCCCGUCAGUGGCACAACCUUUGUUGCAGGAAUGAAUGCUUUCCUGAACAUCGCGUAUACUUUCAUCGGGCAGAUCACCCUCCCCAGUUUCAUUGCCGAAAUGAAGAAUCCCCAUGAUUUCCCCAAGGCGCUCUGGGCCGUGACGAUAUGCGAAAUCAUCGUUUUCAGCGUUAUCGGUGCUGUCGUCUACGCCUACACUGGAAAUCAGUACAACACGGCCCCUGCAUUCGGAUCUCUUGGUAAUGAAGUCUACAAGAAAGUGUCGUUCUCGUUCAUGAUCCCAACCUUGAUCUUCCUUGGCGUCCUUUACGCCUCGGUCUCGGCGCGGUUCAUCUUCUUCCGCGUUUUCGAGGGCACCCGGCAUAAAACGAGCCAUACGGUCGUCGGCUGGUCCGCCUGGGCUGCGAUCCUUGCGGCAACCUGGGUUGGCGCUUUCAUUAUUGCUGAAGUCAUCCCGUUCUUCUCUGAUCUGCUGUCCUUGAUGUCUUCCCUCUUUGAUUCCUUCUUCGGGUUCAUCUUCUGGGGCGUGGCGUACAUCCGCAUGAGGAGAGUCGAUGGCGGGGUCAACUGGCUCCGGGAACAGUCCUUGUACGGUUAUUCAAUGCUGGCCUUGAACAUCGUCAUUAUCUUCAUCGGGCUAUUCUUCCUGGGGGCCGGCACGUAUGCCAGCGUGCAGAGCAUCAUUGAUAGCUACGACGCAGGAACUGUCGGGGGCGUUUUCACAUGUGCCAAUAAUGGUCUCUAA